AUGGCUUUUCUUACUUGCUGGGCCUGUGUACUAGUUGGUUGUCUUUCUGCUUCUUUAACAAGAGCUUCUGACUUCUCUGACCUGUAUCCUCCUCUGUGGAAGGAGAGUCCUGGUCAACUCAGUGAUUACCCAGUGGAGAAUGGAAUGUACAUUAUUAAUCCUUGGGUAUUUUCUGAGAAAAUGGGGGUGUAUAAAAUCUUAUUGAACAAAACAGCCACUUAUUUUGCAAAAUUUGCUCCAGAAAAUGAACAAAAUCUUUUAUGGGGAUUGCCUUUGCAGCAUGGCUGGCAAUAUACUUCAGGCAGAUUAGCUGAUCCAAGCCAAAGGACAGACUGUGGCUAUGAAUCUGAUCAUCUGUGUGUCUCUGUGGACAGUUGGUGGGCUGAUUUAAAUUAUUUUCUUAGUGUAAUACCUUUCCUUGCUGCGGUUGAUUCUGGCGUUCUGGGGAUAUCAUCAGACCAAAUCAGAUUUUUGCCACCACCCAAGGAUCAGACGAGGUUUUGUUAUGAUGUUUCUGGCUGCCACUCAUCCUUCCCUGAGAUAAUGAAAAAGUGGAUUGUCUUUUACCAGUAUCUGAAGUUACCUACUAGUAACUUUGAUGACCUUUUGAAAUACCUAUGGGAUGCACAUACCAUAUCCUUGAAAACCUCUGUCAAAUCUUUUGAAGAUAGAUAUGCCUUUUACUCUGAAAAGGAAUCAGAAUUUGAGAAAAAUUGGAUUAUUGCCGUGGAAUAUAUAGGUGCAUCCCGCAUCCCUACAACUUUAAUCAGAGUGCAUAAAUCCCAGAAGGGCCUUCCACCACGAAUCCUUGUUGAUACUGACACAGCCCCUGUAAUCAGUGACUUCACUGUUUUUCAGAACAUAGUUUUGUUGGGUCUAAGCACUGUUGGCAAAGUGCAUAAAUCUUCAGGUGCAUUUUCUUUGAUUUCAUGGAAAAUUGCAAUGAAGAUAGAAACUUCAAGAAAGCUACUUCUAAAGACUUUUGAUAUACUUUUAGAAAUAUCUGAGUAAAAACUUCUCAAAAUGGCUCAAGACUCGAAAAUGGACCACUCUAAAUUUUUGACAACCAAUGACUUUUAAAAAAUGAAUAUGAUCAACAUCAUGUAUCUUUGUAGUUUCUGGUGUUUGAAAAUUAUGCUAAUUUGAUAAGAUUUGUCCAUGCAUUCCUACCAUGAAAUCCAAUUUAUUACUAUGAUUAUUCUGUUCAAGC
This is a messenger RNA of Ictidomys tridecemlineatus (thirteen-lined ground squirrel), 1210 nucleotides long. Lineage: Eukaryota; Metazoa; Chordata; Mammalia; Rodentia; Sciuridae. The record is from RefSeq and is a predicted model, not a curated record.